UAAAAUGACGAGUGCUUCUGUGCUUGUCCUUGUGCUUGUGCUUGUGCUUGAUAGAGUGGACGAGAGAUGAAGGAAGAAAAAGGCAUGGAAUUCAAAACCACUCAAUUAUCAUUCACAAAUACUACUUCAAACUCCACCACCAUGCCAACCACCUCCACCACCAAGCGCCUCCUCUUCGACCGCCGCUACGGUUGGGUAAUUGAUGAAUGGAAAAACCCAUCUGAAGAAGCUCUUGCUGGUGGCCGUGGAAUGUUCUGCAUCGUCCCAAUUGCAAAAGGGUUGCUAGAAAUGGCCUCUAAUUCGAUAAGCGUUGUGGCAAACUCUGCAAUUGAAAUUCUGGAAAGACGUGACCGCUUCUGUCCUCAGCAGUUGCAAGCCACAGUCAGCAAUCAGCUUCAGCAACUGGCAGCUUCUAUACAGAAACCAGGCUUAACCUUGUUAAAGUUUAAGAGCAAACAUGCAGGAAAUGGUGACCUACAAGAACUGGAAACUGCCUAAGAAUGGAUUAGGCCUUGCUGUGUAUGCUGGUUUGGUUUUAGUAUUAAGAUGUUGGUCGCAUAUGAAACAUAUGAGUAUACAAUACGUCAAUACCGUUGCAGGCACACAUUUGGCCUUCCAUUCUGGUUUUUAUUACUCAGUUUUCGAGUUUGUGCUUGUUUCAGGUGAGAAGUUAGAUACGCAUUAGGUAAGAUUAUUUUCUGCAAAGAUAGAUUUAUAGUCGGUUUAAUGUUUAGGAUGUUUGACGUUUCAAGUUAUUUUAUUUUUUUUCCUCUUGCUGUAAAAGUUGUAGAAAAUUAUAGUUGUACUGUGUAUUAUUUUUGGAAAGUGCUUUAAACAAUUUGGUUAACUACAUGAAGUGCCUUUAAGAAGUUC
Messenger RNA from Chenopodium quinoa (quinoa), 873 nucleotides. RefSeq lists its product as uncharacterized. The record is from RefSeq and is a predicted model, not a curated record. Bases 67 to 498 code for a protein of 143 amino acids. The transcript has 4 exons. NCBI's taxonomy places the organism in Eukaryota, Viridiplantae, Streptophyta, Magnoliopsida, Caryophyllales, Amaranthaceae.